This is a messenger RNA of Oncorhynchus kisutch (coho salmon), 8348 nucleotides long. RefSeq names its product trinucleotide repeat-containing gene 6A protein. Bases 1100 to 6403 code for a protein of 1767 amino acids. Gene Ontology annotation, cellular component: nucleoplasm; P-body. Lineage: Eukaryota; Metazoa; Chordata; Actinopteri; Salmoniformes; Salmonidae. Gene Ontology annotation, biological process: miRNA-mediated post-transcriptional gene silencing; positive regulation of nuclear-transcribed mRNA poly(A) tail shortening. Gene Ontology annotation, molecular function: nucleic acid binding. The record is from RefSeq and is a predicted model, not a curated record. The transcript has 25 exons.
AUUAGCGCUAUUGUUUUGUUGUCAAUAACUUGCUGAUAAGAACUUACUCUCUUAUCAGCUCUUGGACUUUGGUAACCUUGCACCUACUGUUGUGUGAAUGGUACUGUUAAUCAACUUAGAACUCUAAAACCAACCCUUUAGAAUUUGAAGUAGUGUAUUUCUUCACGCAACACUAGCUACCAGAAAAACUGUAGCUUGCUACUAUAACUCCAGAGAAACUAGACUUUUGGCACUCCGCAGUGCUCUACUCCAAAGCGACCAUUUUGGGUCUCUGUGUGUGUGCGUGCGCCUUCGAGAGGAAGUGGUGCAACUCAUUUCCUGCAGCCCCCCGAAUACACACAGCGAGAAGAGGGGCAAAGCAGCAGCAACAUCAAAAAUAAAAAAAGGUUUGCGAGUGAAGGAAAUGGCUGAUCGUACAGGACAAAUGGCUCUCCUUGUAAAAGCGACAAAAAUGCAUUGAAUUUCUUUAGCCUUUUUUUUUACAGCCGGCUUCCAUUUAUACUCUGUUACACUUUACAUGUUAUGAGGGGAGUUUAUUAGUGAGCAGGAUAAACCAGGUCAAACCCGAACGACGCCGGAGCCAAUUGUGCACCGCCCCACGAUACUCCCAAUCGCGGCCGGAUGUGAUACAGCCUGGAUUCGACCCAGGAGCUCUCAAUACAAGCGGAUGCCAACAGAGAAACAAACUCAAGAGUCAAAACAGGGAACCAGCCCAUAGAAGACAGAACAGUGGAUGGAAGAGCGCGAGAGAGAGUGAAGAGGACGGAGGUUAAAAUACAGGGGCUGGUCAACAGCGUCAGAACAUAUCAAAUCCAGGCAGACUCCUGCUCCUUGGCCUGCCAAUCUGAACGACAACCUCCCCACUACACACACACACACACACACUGCUCCGAGCAUCUUCAGCGAUGCCAACAGGGUCCCAGCCAGCUGCCAGCCCCUCUCCCAGCCUGCCCCUGUGUGCCCAGCCCUGAGCCCUGACCCCUGACCCCUAACCACAAACUGGCCCCGUGGCUCUAGGAAACCCCCCCAGUGCAGCUGUCCUCCACACAGCCAGGUGGCGCCCUGACCCACCGCCGGACAGGCAGCGCUACUAACAGGCAUGGCUCCAAUUCGGGACUCGGCCAGCCACUCUCCUAACCAAACAGGUUUGGACCCCCCUGGCCUGGAUUCUCAGUAUGAGAAUUGCCCCUGGAGCUCUGGUUCUCCCUGCAGCAGAGACAGUAACUGGGACACGGUGCUGGUAGACUCGGUCGGCAGCGACACGCCUUCCUCCUCCUCCUCCUCCUCGGCAGCCGGCAACGACCCCGAGCUCACCUCAGAAUGCAUGGACACGGACUCUGCCUCUAGCUCUGGUGGCUCGGAGAGGAACUUGGUCACCGCGAUGACGCCGCCGCCGCCUCCUCCCGGCACUAAAGGGAACGGAGGCCGUAACGGGAACCACUUCUCCCCGUUGACUAACGGCGCCGUUCCUCCCGGUAGCAGCAAUAACAUCAUAACGUGUAACGGGGCGGCGAAAGGCCCGUGGGGCUCCGUGGCCAACGUCGGCCCCAACGACGCCCCUGCCGACGGUAGCCAUGGCAACAAGCCGAGCCCCUGGGCGUCGGCCAACGGUGCUGGUCUGACCCCCGGCACUCUGAACCCAAAAGUUAACCACAGUGCCUGGCCCGGUCCCCAGGGCCCCUCCGGCUGUAAGAUUGUCCAGCAGGGAGGCUCUCUGGGCUGGGGAGGGACACAGCCGGACAGCCUCUCUCUGUCUGAACAGCCGCAGCGCCUGAAUGAUACCACUGUCAAGACUCGCCACCUUAACACGACCAACGGACCAAAUAACACUACUAACGCCAUCGACACCUCUAGUUUACCAAACUCUACAGGCGGCUCAGUGCACAGGAACGAGUCCGGCUCGGGGCUGCGUUCCUGGGGAGCGGGAGGAGGAGGAGGAGAUCAGCUCUCCAACGGUACCCUGUCUGGCGCCCAGCACCCCCACAGCGAGGGCCUGGCAGGGGGCUUCUCUAAGCCCUGGGGGGCCUUGGGCCCUGGGGAGACUGUGAACGGCCAGGGACACGGCCAGCCCUCCCCUGCUGCUGCUGCUGCUGUUUACAACAGUAAAACGAACAGCAAGGCCCCUGUAGGGAGGUGGGACUCUGCUUCUCCUCACAACCUGGGGACUGGAGGAGGGGCGAGCAAUGGGAACGGACUGGGUCCUGCCGGGAUCCCCCGACCAUGGGCCUCCUCUUCAUCUGGCUCCUCCUCUAGCAGGCAACCCCCCAACGGGGAGUGGAGCUCGUUGCCCGGUAACAAAUCUCAGGAUUCCGGCGACGGACGGAAGUCAGGGGGAGGAGCCAACGGCUGGAAGAGUCUUGAAGACGACGCCCUCAGGAUGGGAGGAGGAGGAGUGCAGGGACCUGCGAGCGUUGGGGCAUCUGGCAGCAGUGAGGGGAGUGGGGAGAGCUCUGGAGGCCCUAGCUUAGACAGGGACAGGAACGACCCCCGUCGACAAGGCCCCCUCCCUGGGUCUACUCAAGUCCUCUUCUGUUCAGACGUGGACCCCCGUGUCCUCUGCAACACCGGCUGGGGCCAGACCCCAGUACGUCAGGACACCGCCUGGGAUGUCACCUCUCCCGUCCCCAGACCCGAUGACAGGAAACCCGAUAACGGAGGCCCUGGAUGGGGAUCGAAAAGCCACGCCGCUCGUUCUCAUACCUCCAGCUCUGGAGGAUGGCGAGGAGGGGGGGGUGGCCCGGGCCCAGAGUCAGGAGGGUCUGGCUGGGUAGAGCAGAAGACCUUGUCUGGGUGUGGAGACCGAGACAACAAAGGUCCUGGAGGAGAGCGAGGAUGGGACAACUCUUCCUCUACCUGGGGGAACAGUCAGAAGGAGGACCUCUCCAACACCUGGAUCAACCCUCCGAAACCUCAAAAACAGGUCUGGGGGACGGGGGGUGGAGACCGCUCCAGAGGAGGAGGGAGCAGCUACUGGGGUCAGCCCCAGAAGACUAGCGUGUCUGGGGGAUGGGACCGCGACCUUUCAGGGACUGCAGGAUGGGGCGAGCCCGGCUGCCCGGCCAACACCAACACGCACCCCGACGGAAGCAGCAGCACCUGGGGGGGCAGCGGAGGGACCCCUGACCACCCCAGCAACCCUCACUCUGGCUGGGGAGAGCCCCCUGUAUCCAACUCCGCCGGACACAAACCCCAGAACCACCAGACCCAGGGAGGGUGGGGCGAGCCAGCCAUGAAGCCCGGCCACCCCUCUCAGAGCUGGGGAGACCCGGCCGAGUGGGGUAAAGAUCCAGACGCCAACCCGGACCCUAGAGGACCUCCACCAGGUGGUGCCCACCCCUCCAAACCCAGCGGAUGGACUGGGGUGGCGGUCCCAGCUGGACCCUCCCACAAGGAGGAGGAGUCGUCGACAGGGUGGGAGGAGCCUAGUCCAGAGUCGGUGAGGAGGAGGAUGGACAUCGAUAAUGGCACCUCGGCGUGGGGAGACCCCAGCAAAUACAACUGUAGCGGGGUCAAUAAGUGGAACAAGACCAGCCAAUCAGAGCAGGAUGCCAUGGUCACGACCAAACCCCCCCAGCCCCAGCAGCAGCCCCCACCACCCCUGAACAACAUGGCCAACAAGGACAAGACCUGCAGCUCUGGUUGGGGUGAACAGUACACCGGUCCCCAGAAGAUGGAGUCAGGAACGUGGGGUGAUCCGCCAGGCCCCCCCGUCUCUGUGGACAACGGGACAUCGGCCUGGGGGAAACCCAUGGAAACCAGCUGCACCUGGGAGGAGCUGAGAGACAGAGGGGACAGAGACAGAGGGGACAACUCUGCGACAGGAGGCUGGGAAGGACCUGGAGCACAGAACCACCACAAACCUGGUCCCAAGCCCAUGCAGCAGGAGAGUAGUACCUGGUGUGGGGAGGAGGUGUCGUGCCAGGCCAGUUGGGAACCGGAGGAGGAGCUGGAGAUCGGGAUGUGGAGCAACACCCCAAGUCACCGAGACCGGGACAGAGACGGUCACAGAGAGAACCACAGAGACCGGGACAGAGACGGUCACAGAGAGAACCACAGAGACGGCCACGGUCAGGACAACAGGAACAACGGGCCACAGCAACACAGCUGGAACUACAUGAAGAAAAUCCCUCCCAAGAUCAACAAAUCGGUGAACAAGCAGGAGGAUGCCUGGAUGAACCAGUUCGUCAAACAGUUCAACAACAUGAGCUACCCUAGAGACUCUCCUGAAGACUUGUCGAAGAGCAAUAAGAUGGAAGGAGGAGGGAUGAUGUCUGACAAGCGUAUGGAUGUGAACAUGGGAGAGUACAGUGGAGUGAUGGGGAAAAACUCAGCUUCCAGGCACCAGACCCACAAAGAGCCUUCCAUGGAGAGAAGCCCUUACUACGACAAGCUCUCCCUGCCGCUUUCUGCUUAUGAUCGCUCCGCCUCGGAGGAGCUCUCCUCCAAUCACGGCAUGAGCUUUUCCCCCUCCCACUCUGCUCAGCCUAUCCCCUCUCUCUGCUCAGGGCAGGCUCCCACCCACUCUGUCUCUGAGGCUGGUAGGCAGAAUGUAAACUCCAUGUACGGCAGCAGUGCAGUACCAUCUCAUAACGCUCCCCUCAACUCAGCCCAGAACAAUCUCCGUAACCAAGUGCCUCCACCCGUCCUGUCCUCUCAGGUCCCUCCCUCUCUCCUGAAGUACCCUCCCAGUGCAGGAGGCCUGAACCUGUUUGGUCCACAGCAAGUAGCUGUCCUCAACCAGCUGUCUCAACUCAACCAGCUGUCUCAACUCAACCAGCUUAACCAGUUACAGCGUCUCCUCCUCCAGCAGUCUCAGCAGCAGAAUCAGAGACCGAUGUCUGUUGGACAGCAGCAGAGUCACAGACCCAUGCCUGUGGGACGCCAGCAGGACCAGCAGGGCCGUCCUAUUGGUUCGUCCCAGUCGAUGAUGCAGCCUCCGCAACACCUCGACCACUCCCUCUUGAAGCAGAACCCCGCCCACCAGCCCCUCAAGUCCUACAUGGACAACUACAUGCCCCAGAAUGCAUCUGAGCUGCAGAAGGAUCCCAACCACAUGGGCUCCUUUACCAACUUCCCUUUAGGCUUGAACUCUAACCUGAAUGUAGGCCUUGACACGGGGUCUGGCUGUAAGGAGCCUCAGUCUCGUCUGAAGAAGUGGACGGCCUUGGACGUGUCCGUAAACUCACCUCUGGAGCACAAGCCUGGUGCCAUGUCGUCUGGGCUGCGUCUGGAGGAUUCUCCCUUCGGUCCCUAUGACUUCCUGUCUGCUGGCUCCGCCCCCCUAAGCUCUCCCGGCCAAUCAAUGGGUUCGGUGGGCGACAGCUGGCCCCCUCGUGCCAAAUCCCCCCAUGGAAACACCAAUGUUACCUGGCCCCCAGAGUUCCGGCCCGGGGAGCCAUGGAAAGGUUACCCCAACAUCGACCCUGAGACUGACCCUUUCGUGACCCCUGGUAGUGUCAUCAACAACCUCUCCAUCAACACCGUCCGCCACAUAGACCACCUCAGAGACCUGACAGGACCAUCCUCAUCUCUGAACACCACGAUGCCUUCUAACAGUGCCUGGUCAUCUAGUCGUGCCUCCAGCCACAGUGGUUCACUCACCAGUACAACACAAAGCACUACGGUCAGGUCCGGAGAGUCUAAAUGGUCUCCAGGAGGGUGCAACUCAUCUCUGGCCCAUGAGCUGUGGAAGGUCCCUCUGGCUCCUAAAGGUCUUUCAGCCCCUUCCCGCCCCCCUCCCGGCCUCACCAGCCACCCUCAGAAACCCCCUCCACCCUGGGGGGAAGCUCCUCUCCGCUUGGGGGGCUGGGGGCACUCUGACUCCAGAUACACACCUGGUUGUAGUUGGAGUGACGGUAGCAGCAGCUCAGGGAGAACCAACUGGCUCGUUCUCAAGAAUCUCACAACUCAGAUGGAUGGUUCUACUCUGAGGACUCUCUGUAUGCAACAUGGUCCUCUGAUUACAUUCCACCUCAACCUGCCGCAUGGCAAUGCUGUGGUAUGUUACAGCUCCAAGGACGAGGCAGCCAAGGCACAGAAGAGUCUGCACAUGUGCGUACUAGGGAACACUACCAUUCUGGCUGAGUUUGCCAGUGAGGAGGAAAUCAACCGCUUCUUUGCACAAGGUCAGUCAUUGGCCGCUGCCUCCCCGGGCUGGCAGGCCAUUGGCUCCUCUCAGAGCCGAAUGGGUGGAGCCUUGGAGGGUUCCCACCCCUUCCCCAGCCGCGCCCCGGAGCCCAGUCAAUGGAACGGCAGCGACCUCCAUAGCUCCUCCCUUUGGGGCGGGUUGAACUAUUCCACUAGCCUAUGGGGCGCCAGCGAGGGCGGGAGGAUCAACAGCCCUUCUCCAAUCAGCUCCUUCCUCCCCGUGGAUCACCUGACAGGGGGCGGGGACUCCAUGUAAAGCCCGUGUCAGUCGAGUGUCGCACGCUGGACAGCGUGACGACAGACUGAGUCGUCUGGAAUCGUUAUUAGUCUCAAAAACACAAAGAAAAAAAUGUCCAAGACCAAAAAAACAAAACGGCUCCUUCUCACUUACAAAUAUACAAGAAGGGGGUCACCCCGUGGAAAAUACAUACAGGAAGUAGGGGGGGGGGGGGUCACCCUGUGGAAAAUACAUACAGGAAUUAGGGGGGAGGGGGUCACCCCCGUGGAAAAUACAUUCAGGAAGUAGGGGGGGGGGGGGUGGGGUCACCCCGUGGAAAAUACAUUCAGGAAGUAGGGGGGGGGGGGGGUCACCCUGUGGAAAAUACGUACAGGAAGUAGGGGGGAGGGGGUCACCCCGUGGAAAAUACAUACAGGAAGUGGGGGGGUCACCCUGUGGAAAAUACGUACAGGAAGUAGGGGGGGGGGUCACCCUGUGGAAAUUACGUACAGGAAGAGGGGGGGGUCACCCUGGAAAAUACGUACAGGAAGUAGGGGGGGGGGGGUCACCCUGUGGAAAAUACUACAGGAAGUAGGGGGGGGGGGGGUCACCCUGUGGAAAAUACGUACAGGAAGAGGGGGGGGGUCACCCUGGAAAAUACGUACAGGAAGUAGGGGGGGGGGGGUCACCCUGUGGAAAAUACGUACAGGAAGUAGGGGGGGGGGGGGUCACCCUGUGGAAAUUACGUACAGGAAGUAGGGGGGGGGUCACCCUGGAAAAUACGUACAGGAAGUAGGGGGGGGGGGGUCACCCUGUGGAAAAUACGUACAGGAAGAGGGGGGGGGGUCACCCUGGAAAAUACGUACAGGAAGUAGGGGGGGGGGGGUCACCCUGUGGAAAAUACUACAGGAAGUAGGGGGGGGGGGGGGUCACCCUGUGGAAAAUACGUACAGGAAGAGGGGGGGGUCACCCUGGAAAAUACGUACAGGAAGUAGGGGGGGGGGGGUCACCCUGUGGAAAAUACUACAGGAAGUAGGGGGGGGGGGGGGGGGGGGGUCACCCUGUGGAAAAUACGUUUGUUUUUUUCCCUGCACAUAUAUCCACGUUGUUUUUCCGCCCUCCUAAACAACACACAUAUCAGUUGGUAUACUUGAAUCACGCAGGACAAUUCUAUAAUGUGAAGGACAGCAAAAAAUGCCUUAUUAUUAUUAUGCUUCAAAACUGAAACCGAAAAAAAAAACCGACACAGAAAAGCUUUUGUCUAUUUCAUUCAUGGUCCCUGUUAUUGGAAUCCAAUCAUUGUUGUUUUAUUGUCAUGUUGUUGUUUUGCUUCCACUUUGCACUGAAACGUUAUUUUUCUCUCAGUGUUUAAUCUGCAAUACAGAGGUUCCAAUGUAGCUGUUUACUCAAGGACGUUCUUACUGUGUGUGUGUGUGUGUGUGUGUGUGUGUGUGUGCGCGUGUGUGUGUGUGUGUGUGUGUGUGUGUGUGUGCUCUCCUCUCUGCCUUGGCACAAAUACCUUCCGGUGGUAUUGUGGAGAAGCAGUUUAACGAUAUAGAGAUGCUGAUUUAUGGCUCGUUUCGAUGUUUAAAGAAGUAUUUGCACCGAUGUUGUGUUUUAAAAGUAGAGAACGUGAGUCUCUGCUCAGUGUAAAGGACUGUAUCUCAGCUGUGACUGGAGCCCCGCCCUGCCAGACUGGGGGGGGGGACGACGACGACACUAUGACAACAGGGGCAGAACUUGUUGUUAGAGACCAGCCUAUUGUUGUGAUGGAGGCGGCCUCCGGUUGUUAUGGCGACGGCCUCCGGUUGUUAUGGCGACGGCCUCCGGUUGUUAUGGCCUCCGGUUGUUAUGGCGACCGGCCUCCGGUUGUUAUGGCGACGGCCUCCGGUUGUUAUGGCGACGGCCUCUUGUUUACAGGCCCUUAGGAGGGCGACAGGUGGGUGGUCAUCUUCCUUCAUUUUAAAAACUUUUUUUUUUUUUU